Messenger RNA from Amborella trichopoda, 1763 nucleotides. RefSeq lists its product as hypothetical. The record is from RefSeq and is a predicted model, not a curated record. NCBI's taxonomy places the organism in Eukaryota, Viridiplantae, Streptophyta, Magnoliopsida, Amborellales, Amborellaceae.
AGAAAGAGUGUGAGAGAGAGAGAGAGAGAGUAAUCUUUUCCCAAAGAACAGGGUCCUUGUUUCUGUUGGACAUUCUAGAGAGAGAGAAAGAGCGAUUUUCUUCCCAAGGAGAUAACCGAAACACAGAAUUCCCACAUUUGGCUGGAAAUUACAGAGAGAGAGAGAGCGAGAGAGUGGCGUUCUUGGGCAAGGAAAGAAGUGGCAGUGGUCUUCCACAUUGAGAUCUCUGUUGAAAUAUGUAGAGAGAGAAAGUGAAACAGACUUGCCUUCUUGCUCUUGGCAUAAAGAAUCGUUUCACCAUCUGGGGUUCUUCGCUAGGGGAUUCUUUGGACGACGGGAGUUUGGAUCGUCCUUUCUUGGAGAUCUCUAGAGGAAGCACAUCCCCUCUAGUUCUUAGCUCGCCCAAACCACAGAACACUGAUUACUGAGCCAUUGCAAUACAUUUCAGCUUCUUGAUUUCCACCUCUGCUGAUUUUAGUGAUUAAUUUCUCGCCCCCUGGUUAAUCUCUCACCCCCAACCACAGGCCAGCUUUAAGCCUGAAGAAGAGGGACAAAAAUUCCGUGUUCUUGAGGUUUCCUCUUCUUAGAAAUUCUAGAGAGAGAAAGUGACAGAGAAAUACAGGCAUCUGAGAGAGAAUGGCUUCCGAGCAAGCCAGUAGCAGCAAUACAAAUGAGGGGGGAGAAGGAGUGGGAACGAGUGAAAUUACAGAGGUAGAGAGCGAAACUGAAAACAACAACAACCAUGAGAGCUGGACACUGAUACCCGUGAAUUUGGAGUGGAUGGGAGCGAAAGAGAUGGCGGACGGUAAGUUCACGGCGGUUGUGUACAAUGAAAACACCCCUUCAUUACAAGAGAAACUCGUGCUAAAGACCUUCCAUACCAGAGAGGAGGCAGCACGUGCACAAGAAGAGUCUAUCGGGAAGCAUCCGAAUGCUUACGAACAUGCGUUGAUGGUGAACCUCAUGUGGCGUAUGGAAGAAGAGGGAGCGGAUGAAGCAGGCAUUAGCAGCACGACACAGGAGAGGGAAGAAGGAGAGGGAAGGGGUGAAAUUACAGAGGUAGUGAGAGAAACUGGAAACAAUAGGAAGGAGAAGAGAUGGAAACAGUUGCCGAAUAACUGGAAUUGGUUGGACGUGAAGGAGACAGCGGAUGGAAAGUUUGCGACCGCUGUUGCUGUUGAAACCAGCCAUUCAAAACUGACGCUUGUAAGAAAGAGUUUCGAUACCCGAGAGCAGGCGGUACGCGCACAUGAAGGGUCUUACAGCAGGCAUGGAACAGAUUUUGAUGAUGCCUUGAUCAUCGACCGGCAGUGCGUGUGGGUGGAUGAGAGAGAAAAGAAGGGCCUGUUUCAGGGGUUCAAAGAUAGCUUCAAGAAGAUGAUGGUUUGCGAGUCUAAGAAGUAUAAGGAGAAGCAGGAUUGAGGAAAGAGAAAAACAAGACAGAAAUGUGGAAGCUCUAGAAGAGAAAUGAUAAUCCAGAACCAUGCUUGUUAUAUUGUCCGAGAUUUUUCUGUCGUCAAUCUACUUUGCUUCUCUCAUUCAUAUGAAAGUAACUCUUACUUGUUUUUUUUUUUUUCUUUUUAAUUUUCAAAGCAUCGAUUUCAUCAGCAAUGUACAUGAAUGUAUGUGAAUGCCAUUCUUUCAACAAAGGUCACCACAAUCAUCAUCUUAAUUGUAUUUGAAGGUGUGAUCUGUAAUCGUUGCAGGCAUUUGUAUCAGAUCUCAAUAAGGGAAUUUUCAUUAAAAUGCCGGUGAUUGCUUCA